Paramecium tetraurelia is the source of this 2598-nucleotide messenger RNA. RefSeq lists its product as uncharacterized. The record is from RefSeq and is a predicted model, not a curated record. Lineage: Eukaryota; Ciliophora; Oligohymenophorea; Peniculida; Parameciidae. The transcript has 2 exons.
AUGUAAGAAAAAAUGUUAAAUGGUAACAUGGGACUCAAGUUGUUGACAGAUGGGAAUCAGAACGAAGGAGUCCCUUUUCGACAACAAAUCCAAAUUUAAUCUUCUGGAGGGGAAUCCAUAAUGUAGUAUUAAAAGAUGCUGACUCAAAAAUAAGAACGCAAAACCCAUUAUGUCAAACAAUUUUGCAAUAAUCUCAAAUCAUAAUCCAAAAGAUUAGGAAAUAUUUCAGAAGAACAAAUAUCCUACGUCGGUGAUAAAACCUCCUAUCGCAGUUCCAAUACCUUCAACAUCAGACUCAUGCAUAAAAACUUUUCGUUACAAUUAGAAUUGAGGUUUUUUGAGAAGAUUAAACAAUUUUUCUCAAAAUAUUUGAACAUGUUUAUUUCAAGUUUGAAACGCAUUGAGCUAUUCCAGCCAGAAUCCCCUAUAAAGUUGAUAUGGGAUUCAGCCUCGUUGGUUUCAAGAUUAUACUUCUUGUUCCUCAUCCCCUUGGAUAUCGCAUGGAGUAAAUAUUCAUUCAUGUUUGACAUGUAUAAUUUGACAUCCUUUAUCUUCUAAAUGGUCCUUCUUGGAGAUUUGAUAGUCGGUUUGAACACUGCAUUCUAUAAACAAGGUCAAUUGGUAACAGAUAGAAAGUAGAUUGUUUAACAUAACUUUUUGAAAUGUUUUGGUUUAGAAUGGACUUCGGCAAUCUAAUUACUGGUCUAUUAGAUACUCACUCAGGAUCCUAUAAUAACUCAGCAGAUCAAAGAUUACAAAAUCUAUCUCACACUGGUGACCUUCUUAGUCCAUUACAGUACUAUACAAGAAUGCCUGGAAUAUUAUGAAGAAGGACUGAAUCUUAGUAAGAAAGCCUCAUCCAUCAUUGAACUCAUUAAACUGAUUGCAGUCUUGUUCUUCAUUAUCCACAUGUUCUCUUGUUUUUGGUUUUGGGUUGGUGACUAUAGUCAUAACAAUUACGGAGUCAGUUGGCUAGAGAAUAUUGUUGACAAAGAUUGGGAAAUACAAUAUCUAUCCUCAGUUUACUAUUCGACUGUUACGAUGUUCACUAUUGGAUAUGGUGAUGUCCUUCCAUAGAGUAACUUAGAAAGAAUUGUUUGUUGUUUGUUCAUCAUCAUGGCAAGUUUACAAUUGCCUUACAGCAUAAACACAGUUGGAGCCAUCAUUUCCAAGAUUAGCGAAUAUGGAGAGGAUAAGAAACGCAAAUUGAGAAUCAUAAAUUCAUACAUGCAAAAAAAGAGAAUCCCAUUUCCAUUGUAGAGUGAAAUACGUCAAUAUUUGAACUACUAUUGGCAAUUAAAUAAGGAGAAGGAUGCAGAAGAAGCAGCACAGAUGAUCAAUCAAUUAUCUGAGAACCUAAAAGAAAGGUUGACCUAAGAAUCAAAUUCUGUUAUUCUCAAUCAGUGUGCCUUAUUUCGGUAUCGCUUUACUCCAGCCUUCAAAAGAGAACUUAUCAAAUCAUUAAAGACCAAGAUAUUAGCUCCUGAAACUAUUAUUGGAGACAAGAAAGAGCUAGUCUAUAUAGAAUCUGGAAUCAUAGAUAUGUAUGGAGAUUAAUAAUGUAAUCUAAAAUUACAAUCUUUCCAAGCUAAUCAAACUAUUGGCCUUAUUCCAUUUAUAACUGGUAAAUUAUUCCCAGAAACCUAUAAGAGUCAAGGCUUUUGUUUGGUAAUGACCUUAUCGCACAGGAAAUUCAAAAAAACUUUGAAAGAUUUUCCUAACGAUUACGAAAUAUUUUGUCAGAUGAAGGACUACUUAUUAUUUAAUGGAAAUGAAACUACUAUCUUCCCUAGAAAAUGCUAUGCUUGUUAAAAUUUUACACAUUAUUCACAUGAAUGUCCUGUCGUGCACUAUGUACCUGAUAGAGAAAAAAUAAUAAAAAAGAGUGCAAUUUCAACAUUCUAAUAAAGAAAAUUGAUUCCACGUUCAGAAAAAAAGAAACCUCGGUAUCCUUCUAGGAAAGUGACUCACUAAUCUUUAAUAAAGGCUUCGUUUGUUGUGCAGCAGGAAAAUUAAGAUGUUGUUUAAAUAUAUGAUAUUCCUGUGGUUGAUGACGAAGAGGAGAAUAAAAUUUAAAAUUUAAAUGCUUAUAAAAAUUUUACAAGUAAAUCUAAAAACAAUGAAGAUAAAAAGAAACAAUUAAUGUCUAAAUUUAGACACUUAGUCAAGAAGAUCACAUUUAUAGACAAAUACUAUCCCAAAUUUCUAAUGAUUAUACUAGGGAAAUUCAGACAAAACUAAAAUCAUUUAAAUCAAGAAUCUCAGCUGAAGUAAUUGAAAUUACGAUAUGAACAUCUUAAAUCCUUAAAAAAAGUGGAUCCUCGAUUAAUUAAUGAUGUUGAUGAUGCCAUUAGGAUAAAUUCGGAAUACAACAUAUUUUAGAAUUAUGAUUUUGAAAGUCCUAAGAAUUUCAUGCAUUAUAAUCCCAAAUUCAAUAUCAACAACAUUAAAAUGAAGAUAGACAAAGCCAAAAUAAGAAUUGUGAAUUCAUUCUAAAGAUACUGCUUAUAUCCAGCCCUCAUUAUGCAGAAGUUCCAUUCGACCAAGACAUCCUAAGAUCUGAUCACAUACAAGAGGAGGAAGAACGUAUUUUUAUGA